GUAGAAGAAGAAUUGGAAGAUGGUGAAGAAGAGCAGAUCCGUGUGGAUGACUUUAUUCGGGAUGCAACCAAUCUUCGAAUCACUACCUUCCAGUUGGAUGGGUAUGCGAAUGAAUAUGUAGAGAUGCGACGGGCCCAAACCGCACAUCUCGUGGAAAUGGACAAUUUACGGAAUGAGAACCGACAGCUGAAAGCUCGCAUAAAAAAGCUCGAAGAGGAAUUUGCACAAACCGAAACAGAACACUGUGACGUGAUUAAUCAACUCGUAAGAGCUAAAAUUGAAAAAGAGGAAUACGAAGCAGAGUUGACUAUCAUCAAUGUCCUCUCUAAGUGGGAAUCGACAAGUGUCUGCCUAGCAAUCACUGUUCCGCGCGUUCAAACGCGCGUCUUGACGUUCUCCACCGUGCAUCCCCUCGGACCUAUCAUACACAUCCGGUUCACUAGAUCGAGCUUAUUAUUGUCUGACUCAUUUCCUUUUUUCGCAUCACUCGAGUCUUCUUGUAUUCAUACGCAUCCUGUUAUCCCACCCCAGCAAUAUUACUUUCUUCUAAUCGGUCUCGUCCUUGCCAGUGUUCAACAGCUCGUCGUUGGUACCGCCUGCUCCUCGCUCUAA
This is a messenger RNA of Acaulospora colombiana, 612 nucleotides long. The record is from the annotation of a GenBank genome assembly. Lineage: Eukaryota; Fungi; Glomeromycota; Glomeromycetes; Diversisporales; Acaulosporaceae.